Molecule: messenger RNA, 4023 nt
Organism: Fundulus heteroclitus (mummichog)
Lineage: Eukaryota; Metazoa; Chordata; Actinopteri; Cyprinodontiformes; Fundulidae
Product: ribosomal protein S6 kinase alpha-6
Exons: 22
Coding region: 700-2883 (727 amino acids)
Biological process (GO): protein phosphorylation
Molecular function (GO): ribosomal protein S6 kinase activity; ATP binding; magnesium ion binding
Source: RefSeq, a predicted model, not a curated record
CGCUAACUGCUUGUGUGGGUGGGAGAGCUGAAGAGAAAGUGGAUGAGCCUUUAAGCCUCUUACUUCCCACUUGAAUUAGGGAUGGGCGAGCUUAUGUUGCCGUUGCCUCGAAACAAGCAACUCGCGCGGCUCGGGUCGCCUGUCCAAAUCUGCGUCAGGAAUCGGUGAAACUCCUCGCGUGUCACGGCGGCGCGUUGCCAGCCGAGCGUCCAUCCUUCCACCGGAUGUGUGCGUGUCAUUCGCAGCGUGUGUGACACACACCGCGCAAAUCCCCGCAGCAGCGCAUCCACGCCUCCCCCUCCUCUCCGGCUGGAGAUCUGCGCUGCUCCCUGCUUUGGACGGGGGGGAAAUCCUUAACUGAGCUGCGUCAUACAAUACGUCAAUACACUCUCAUUCACCGACGGUCAGGUACCACAGAAGCCGCCAUAUUCGCAUCUCCAUGGCAGGGUAGCGGUGCUCUCCGCGAGCUUAUGAUCCUUGUCGGCAACACUAACACCUCUCCCCCCUCCCCCUGCAUCGAACUCGCGUCCCGUCCCGGAUAGCGGCCCGCAGCCACGCGCACCUCGCGGCCACCCGAGCGUCCAGAAAGCAGAGCGAGCCGCCCGGAUUUCCACAGAGAGGGGAAGACAUGCAGCGUGGAGAGGGGCUCUAGGUUGACUACGAUGCCUUAGACUUUAGAGGGAGGAAGCCUGGCACAAGAUGGAGGUAAACAGCGUUAGCAGCGAGGUCAAUGGACAUCAGCUCAUGGACGAGCCCAUGGAGGAGGGAGAGUCUUUCUCACACUGUGAAGACGGGACGUAUAAAGAGAUUCCCAUCACCCAUCAUGUGAAAGAGGGCUGUGAGAAAGCCGAUCCGUCUCAGUUCGAACUGCUUAAAGUCCUCGGUCAGGGCUCUUUUGGCAAGGUAUUUCUUGUCAGGAAGAUCGUGGGUCCAGAUGCUGGACAGUUAUAUGCAAUGAAAGUACUAAAAAAAGCAUCUUUGAAAGUCAGGGACAGAGUUCGCACUAAGAUGGAAAGAGACAUUUUAGUGGAAGUUAAUCAUCCCUUCAUAGUGAAAUUGCACUAUGCCUUUCAGACAGAAGGGAAAUUGUAUUUAAUACUGGACUUUCUCAGGGGAGGGGAUGUAUUCACUCGCUUAUCCAAAGAGGUUAUGUUUACAGAGGAAGAUGUGAAAUUCUACCUUGCAGAGCUGGCUCUGGCCCUCGACCAUCUGCACAACCUGGGCAUAGUUUACAGAGAUCUCAAGCCAGAGAACAUCUUACUAGAUGAAGCUGGACAUAUAAAGUUAACAGACUUUGGCUUGAGUAAAGAGUCAGUAGAUGCUGAUAAAAAGGCGUAUUCCUUUUGUGGUACGGUGGAGUAUAUGGCCCCUGAGGUGGUCAACAGAAGAGGACACACGCAGAGUGCAGACUGGUGGUCACUGGGAGUUCUUAUGUUUGAGAUGCUAACGGGGACGUUGCCUUUCCAAGGCAAAGACCGGAACGAGACCAUGAACAUGAUCCUCAAAGCUAAGUUGGGAAUGCCACAGUUCCUAAGUUUGGAAGCCCAGAGUUUGCUGCGAAUGCUGUUUAAACGUAACCCCGCUAAUAGACUGGGGGCUGGGCCUGACGGAGUGGAGGAGAUCAAACGACACGCUUUCUUCUCCACCAUCGACUGGAAUAAACUGUUCAGGAGAGAACUUCAGCCCCCGUUCAAGCCCGCAGCCGGUAAACCAGAUGACACUUUCUGCUUUGACCCCGAGUUCACUGCAAAAACGCCUAAAGACUCCCCAGGCAUCCCACCCAGUGCGAAUGCCCACCAGCUCUUCAAAGGCUUCAGUUUUGUUGCUCCAGCUCCGAUGGACGAGAACAAGAGCUCCCCGCUGCUCAGCAUUCUCCCCAUAGUUCAGGUGCAUGGAGGCUCAACCAAGUUCUCUGAUCUGUACGAGCUGCAAGAAGACAUCGGAGUUGGUUCUUACUCCAUCUGUAAACGCUGUGUUCACAGGGUCUCUGGAGCAGAUUACGCUGUGAAGAUUAUCGAUAAAAGCAAGAGGGACCCGUCUGAAGAGAUCGAAAUCCUGAUGCGAUACGGACAACACCCGAACAUCAUCACCCUGAAAGACGUGUACGACGAGGGCAGGUAUGUGUACCUGGUAACGGAGCUGAUGAAGGGCGGGGAGCUGCUGGACCGCAUCCUCAGGCAGAAGUUUUUCUCUGAAAGAGAGGCCAGCGCCGUGCUCUACACCAUCACAAAGACUGUCGACUACCUCCACUGCCAAGGGGUGGUACAUCGAGACCUGAAGCCGAGCAACAUCCUCUACAUGGACGACUCUGGAAAUCCCGAUUCCAUCAGGAUCUGUGAUUUCGGGUUUGCGAAGCAGCUCCGAGGAGGAAACGGGCUGCUGUUAACCCCUUGUUACACGGCCAACUUUGUGGCACCAGAGGUACUAAUGCGGCAAGGCUACGAUGCCGCCUGUGAUAUAUGGAGUCUUGGAGUUUUACUAUACACCAUGCUGGCAGGGUACACACCGUUCGCUAACGGGCCAAAAGACACACCAGAGGAGAUUCUUCUGCGGAUAGGAUCGGGAAAGUUUGCUUUGACGGGUGGAAACUGGGAUACGGUGUCAGACUCCUCAAAGGACCUGCUGUCCCACAUGCUCCACGUAGACCCUCACCAGCGAUACACGGCCGAGCAGGUUCUGAAGCAUUCCUGGAUCACGUGUAGAGAUACGCUACCACACUUCCAGCUCACGCGCCACGAUGCCCCACAUCUCGUCAAAGGAGCCAUGGCAGCAACAUAUUCAGCGCUGAGUCAGAAGACGAGUCAGCCGGUGCUGGAGCCGGUGGCGGCUUCCAGUUUAGCCCAGAGACGCAGCAUGAAGAAACUCACCUCAACAGACAUGUAGACACACGGCGCCCAUCCUCCGGUUUUAGCCUCCUCCUCCUCCUCGCCAACGCGAAUAUGCCAACACAUGGGAGCAUGCAAGCACUCAGAGCCUUGGCCAGUCCAAACCUAACGUCUGUUUUUAAAAAGCUAUUUAUUUGACCCAUCGAGCAUCAGCACUCACACAAAAACAACAACAACCCUGCAUUGAAGUUGGCCAAAGAGGCAUAGAGGACACUCACAUAUCUGUUACUGCUGGGGAGACAGACCUGUAUUUAUUUCCACAGCUCUCAUAUGCACUUACCCUCCUCGCCUUUCAUUCAUUCUUCCUCAUGUCGGGAAGAAACACACCAGCUGACGUUCUCCUUCACUGUGAUUGGCUGAUUCAAAGCUGCUUCGUCAAACUGUGCCCCCACCCCCUCCCCCAACUGCUCUUCAUCAUCACUCUGUCAUUCCUCUCCCCCUCCCACCCCCCCACCCCCAAUUCCCAUGUUAGCUUUUCCGCUCUUGAACUUGUUUUCUUCAAAAUGAAGUAAUGUGUUGCGAUGAGGGUGGUGGCAAGAUGAUAUUGACUGAGGUACAUAUUAAGACUUGUUUCCUCUAUGAGACUAAAAACAACAAAAAACAUGAAAAGGUUUCUGCUUGUGGCAGAUUUAAAAAAGUCCCUCAGGAUCAAAAUCAAUUACCAGCACUUUUGGGAACAUAAAUGCAUGUUUGAACUGAACUUGUGUUUCAUUUCCCUUUCAAACUCUCCAUUUGACUCAUGUUUGUGAUACAACCGAGGUAUCAAUAAAGGUUACAUAAGCUGCUGAUGGAUAGAUGAAAAUACCAAGAAUUUGAAGGUUAUAUGAUGUUAUAAUUAUAACAGAGACUUUUGAAAAAAAUACGAGUGUCUAUAUAGAUAUCUAUAUAUAACUAUGAAUAAAUGUGUGAUGAUAGAGAUGAAGAGCAUAUGGUGGAGGUGGAGGGAUUUCUCUGGGGGGGACGGGACGCACCCCGUCGAACCAGAGGCCGAGUUAAAGAAAAAUAUUUCCAUUGAUCUCUCUUCAAAAAGACAUUGUGGAAAUUGUAUGAUAUUGUAUUUAUUUCAUUUGAUUUUUAAAAUUCUAUUUUUUUCUUUCAAGUUCUGUAUAUAUUGACAUUAAAGAUCAUAUGGACAUGC